AUGAAAAAAAUAAUAAUAAUUGCUUCUUUGAUAUUAGUUUUCGUGAACUCUGCAACAACAUUUACGGAUUAAGAUUUAAUGAUUUUGAUGGAAAGAUCAUAAAUUCGUGGAGACUAUUAGGAUAUUGUGAAUGAAAGAAGUGGAGCAUUAAUUUCAAAUGCUAGAGAAUUAACAUUCUACGGAGAUCAAUUAAAUAAUAGUCCUUUAAGAGAUGCUAUAUAUGAUAUUGUUGCUAAUAGUAAAGGAUAUGUUAAGUCACCUAUAUCUGGAAAAAUAUAACUUGACUUAAUGUAAUAUUAUGAAAUAAACACUGUUGUAAUAUGGUUUUAUGAUCUCUCAGCCAUCAUAUAUAAAUUUAAAUUAACAUUAGUCUACCCUGAUAACAGUUAAGCAGAAGUUUAUACUAAUGAUUCAGCAUCAGCCGGAAUUAUUAGAAUUACUUUUGAUGAUAGUUUUGUCAAGUCAAUAAUUAUCACUGAUACUUCAGGCACUUAACCCUUACAAGUCAUUAAGAUUCAAGCAUUUUAUGCAUUUUGAUUAAAAUAAUAACAUAUUCCAAAAU
Molecule: messenger RNA, 562 nt
Organism: Paramecium sonneborni
Lineage: Eukaryota; Ciliophora; Oligohymenophorea; Peniculida; Parameciidae
Source: the annotation of a GenBank genome assembly